AUGUUUCACUUUACAAAUAUAGGUAAAAACACUCGUCCUAUUACUUAUUUAGUGCUUCAAGCCAGAUACAAAUCGAAAACUCACCCGGAUAAACAGAAAAAUAGCCCUAAAUCCAAGGCUUUAAACCAUUUUGAUGACUUCUACGGGUCUGUAUUUGGCGAACAAUGGAAACCAAUUAGGGAAGCUCUAUUACGGCGAUGCAAGUACGUUGCUGUUAUAAACAAUUAUGGAGAUGCUGAGGAGACCGAAGAAUAUCUUACUAAUAGAGGUGCACAUUGUCUAAAAAACCUAAUGUCAGUACAGCGAGAGUUCAACAAUCAGUAUAACCCGGCAGAAACAAGUGUAUCAUUAGAAAGUAAUAACAGAUUAGAACAAUAUACUGGCAAGUUACAGAGUGGUGAACUGUCAAAUAUCUACCCUGAAGGGGACCUUCCAGAGAAAGUUGAAGUGAACAAUGUUACAUUAAGGAGUAGAGAGGAAGAUAUUCAGGAACCAUUACACAUGCCAUCUGAACAGACCCUAGAGCAGUCCUUAGCUGGAACUAUGACUGAUGAGUCCCGUAUUAUAGAUCCUUCAAUGGGCAUCUCUGCUGGGGCCCUGUACCAAUACCUGCCAGCCACGAAACUCAAAGGAAUGGAUGAUUGGAUUCCAGAGUCUUCGCAUUAUUCUUAUUAUUCCCAAGGCAAAGAUUUUCCACUGGUCAUAGAACAAGAAAGUGAGUUCAAGUAUCCAGAACAUUUGAAGGUGUAUACUUAUGAAAUGGACAGCGAAUGGAGCAUGUUCCCUGAACCAAAGAGAGGACAGACAGGCGUCUUCAACUAUUAUCCAAUGGACGGCGGCAGUGUGUUAGCAGUGCUGGCACUCUGCCUGACUCCUGGUGAUAGAGUGCUGGAUCUGUGUUCGGCGCCGGGCGGCAAAGCGUUGGUCGCUCUGCAGACGUUGCUGCCCGAUGUCAUUGUCUGCAAUGACGUGUCUAUCUCUAGGAGUAAUAGAACAAUACGAACCUUCAAAGACUACCUGUUCGAUUUCGAGACGAGCAACAGAUGGCGUGAGCGAGUUCUAACCUCACGAGUCGAUGGCCGGGUGUUCACUGAUGAUAAUGGUUUCGAUAAGGUGUUAGUAGAUGUGCCGUGUACGACAGAUAGGCUGUCGGUAACGAAAAUCGAAGACAACAAUAUAUUCCGAGCUGACAGGAUUAAGGAACGACUGCGGCUUCCAGAACUGCAAUCACAAUUGCUAGUGAGCGCUCUCGGCCUGGUAAAAGUGGGAGGAGCAGUUGUGUAUUCGACGUGUUCUCUGAGCCCCGUGCAAAACGACGGUGUGGUUCAUCUCGCGUUGAAGCAAGCUUUUGAAUCGCGGGGCAUCGUCGCUGCUGUCCGGUGAGUCAGUGUUAAGAAACAUUCAACAAGUCAUAACUUAAUACAUAUUUGA
Messenger RNA from Hyposmocoma kahamanoa, 1431 nucleotides. RefSeq lists its product as uncharacterized. Gene Ontology annotation, biological process: RNA methylation. The record is from RefSeq and is a predicted model, not a curated record. The transcript has 9 exons. NCBI's taxonomy places the organism in Eukaryota, Metazoa, Arthropoda, Insecta, Lepidoptera, Cosmopterigidae. Gene Ontology annotation, molecular function: methyltransferase activity.